GGUGCGCCGGCGCAGCGCCAGCUCUCACCGCCUCCGACAGUCGCACCUGACGCGCCGGCACGGACUGCCGACCACACCGCACACACACACGCGCGCCGUACUCCAUACUACCCAUACUGACAACUGCGGUAUCAAAGUGCUCCAAGUAAAUAUUUGGAUUUAUUAAAUUAUUGAAUUAAAUUCAGUAAGUGUGAGCUUGGGAUCCGAGUGAGAGUGUAAGGAAAGUGAGUGCAGGCGGAGCAUGCGCUUGCGCCGCUGAUAUUUUCACUUUCUACGCGACGGGACACUGCGCAAUAUGAUUCCCGUAAUACGGACAGGCGCCAUACUGUGGCUCUUCUGCGCCGCCCUCGCAGAGGUCGCAGAACAGAACACAACGACUACGAAGACAAUCCGAACCACAAUACUGCCCUCGAGGACCACAAGGACAGAACUAAAAGUUUCCAGAAGUCUGAACCCUCUGGACACACAAACACUCAAUGUCAGAACGAAAGCAGGACACGUCACGCAGCUGAUCGUUAAGAAGAAAGACAAAUCCACCACAUACGCCAGUAGCACCACUCCCACACCCACCACAGCCUCUCUCAGAACUACUGUGCCAAUCUUCAACGCUACUGAAGAAAACAAAAAUAAGACAGAGUCGAGAGACCAAAGAAAAUUAAAUUUCAUGGGUGGAGUCAAUAGCGAUCUCGCUGGCUACGACUAUUACCUCAACCGCAAUAAAAGCCCUGAGGAAUUAAGCGAUGUCAAGGCAGAAUACGGAAACUGGUCACCAGUGUCAGUAUAUCCUGAAUCUGUUAUCCAAGAAGAUGGAAAGAAACCAGAAGCUGAUCCUGAAACGUUAAACUACUACCCCACGUACGAUAACGAGAAGAAGACAGAAAACAAAAAGGUCUACAUCACUUCAACCAGUCUCUUUGACUACGGUGGACCUAUCAAAAGCUACAAGUUUGACCCACACAACCCGGUCAUCAAGAACGACAGGAACCCAGUAUAUAUUGAAGUCGUGAGUACGAAAGUUUCUGAGGGUGAAGGUAAGUCUUACAAAGUGCCAGACCCUGUCGUAAUAAACUCCGAGCCAAUGUACAUAAAAAAGGCAAUUGAAAAAUACAAUAAUAAGCGUGGUAGGUCAAUCCUUACACUAGGCGAUGACGGUAUUCCAGAGAUCCAAGGUGUAAGAAUGCCUGAUGAUGAAUCUGACAAAAAAACCUGGCGCAACGCGAGAGUUGUGAACGGAGAAUUGCUUCCUUACCCAGAAGGUUACACUCCACCAAAAGCGAUCCCAGAAGCCGAUGUGUACCCAGACGUGGCAGCCGCUGACCCUUCGCAAAGUUUUGGACCUUUCACAAAGGAGGACAACUUCGAGCCCAAAGACGGACCAUUCACCAAAUUCGACAACCUGAAAUAUGAUGCAUCUGAAAGCGGGCCAUACUUGACGAGUGACAACCCGACGUACUCAUACAAACAGAAAAAAGACAAUUAUUAUCUUAAAUCCGGCUACGGUCCUUUCACCAAAGCGGAUAAUUCGAAAGUUGCAAACUCAAAACUCAUCGAGUAUAUUAAACAAAUUAACGAGCAGGAAUCGAAACGUGACUACUUCAGCGGCCGCAGCUCGAGGUCACACAAUGGAGACAUGGAAUUCGCUGAGAGCCACAUUCAGAGGCGUAUGUUGCAACACCCUGGUGAAGUCAAUUUUCCCAACUCCGCUCUGUACACACCCAAGAAUGCUCGACCAGGGUUCGACGAAAGUGUGAGGAAUCCUGUCCUACAGUACGCUCACCCUGAGCUCGGAGUCCAACCAGCGAAAGCCACGCGCGACAACUUGGAAAACUACGAAAAUAAGGAACGAAAAGUGAAAUACUAUUCGAACAACGUACCGAAAAGUGCUCACCCAUACCCCAUGGAACCAGUGAAUGGCUACGGACAGCAACGCUCCCAGACAUCUAUCAAUGCUAAUAAAUACUACGAAGACGAGUACAACAAGUUUUCUUACUACGAGAACAGCUACAACCCGCACCAAGGAGCCAGGUACCCGUACAACAACUACGCUUACAUCAAGCGAGUGGCCGAACCCUCCCUGUGGAAGAGGUUCACUGACUCUAUGAAGGACACAUUUAACAGUGCUAGCCAGACGGUUCAGCAACUCACCAAACCCAUCAUGGACCCGAUUGCUAAAGUCGCUCAACCCGUGUUUGAUCCUAUCGUAGAAGCUACUCAAAAAAUUUCAUCCAACUUGGGUUUGUAUCCAUCAAACUCGAUCCAAACACAGAGAUAUGCUCAAGACAAGAUAGGAGUGGUUGCAGCAGCUUCAGGCGCCCCCGCUAUGUUACCAGCUAUAGGCUUAAUGGCAGGAGGAGCAGCGCUCGGCCUCGGAGCUGUCGCAGUGGGAAGACUUUUAGAUGUAAACUUAAUGCACAGCGCUGGCUUUCGCGAAGAAGACAUACAAGAUGAGAUCGAGAAGGAGCACAAGCGCUCGUUUGGCUCUCCCUACGACAUCGACAGACAAAUACUGAGCAGUCAGAAGGUUUACGACGACAACUACAAGAUGCCGAGCGAGAACGUGUACGUGGUUAUGUCACCGGACGGUGAAGCCACUCGUUCCAAGCGCGAUGUAUUAAAUUUCUACCAAGAACCAAGUUAUCAAGGCGCACGCCUGAGGAGGGUGAAGCGGAAACAUGUGGUCAAACGAUCUCUCAAUGAGGACCUGCCUGAUGACUUGCAGCAUUUAGACGGCGGGUCGAGCUCGUCGUCGCUGACGUCAGCUGCCAUGGACCUGGUGAAGCAGACUGACUGGAGAGACUCUCAGUGUGCCAAGUUCACGUUCUGUAAGGUGCUCACGUCGCAGCCUUCGGAUUCACUCUUCGCGAUGGAAAAGAAGAUGGAGUCGCUAUUAAAACUCAUCUCCCGGGGAGACAGCACCAGCGCGGCGGUGGUCGCCCACCAGCUCGGUGACGUCAUGCAAGCCAGCAGAGACCACGACUGCCAUCGCUUCCGAUGUGACCUGCACUAG
Spodoptera exigua (beet armyworm) is the source of this 3007-nucleotide messenger RNA. Lineage: Eukaryota; Metazoa; Arthropoda; Insecta; Lepidoptera; Noctuidae. The record is from the annotation of a GenBank genome assembly.